GACGUCAGCUGUAUGCAAGAAGUUCGGGAAAACCAUGAAUAUGAUUAAGAAAAUUCUUUCAGACGUUGAAGAUAAUAAGCAUCAUCACGGAAUAUUUCACAACAUACCUCCUGCACCUCCAUUACCCAGAAGAUUUCGGUAA
This is a messenger RNA of Paraglomus occultum, 142 nucleotides long. Lineage: Eukaryota; Fungi; Glomeromycota; Glomeromycetes; Paraglomerales; Paraglomeraceae. The record is from the annotation of a GenBank genome assembly.